Malurus melanocephalus (red-backed fairy wren) is the source of this 3246-nucleotide messenger RNA. RefSeq lists its product as uncharacterized. NCBI's taxonomy places the organism in Eukaryota, Metazoa, Chordata, Aves, Passeriformes, Maluridae. Bases 210 to 2366 code for a protein of 718 amino acids. The transcript is spliced from 19 exons. The record is from RefSeq and is a predicted model, not a curated record.
CUCAUAGCUCUGAAUGGAAAUUCCCAUGGGUUUUGAGCUGCUGACUGCACUGAGGAUGAAACAUUUCCAUCUGUAGUGUAAUUUACCCAAGAGAGAUGAAGAAAUUGGAUCUUGGAUGAGUCUUUCUCUCCCCUUGUUGAGRAAAACACCUUUAAAGUGUGAAUGAACCGUCUUGCUGCUAAGUAGUUUCUUAUUGGAGUUCAGUGGUCAUGGGGCCAUCAGAAAAAGAGGAGGAAGAACAGAACGUGAUCGUGAUCAGUGAUGAUGAUGAUGGUGGUGAUGAGGAAGUGGAGAACACCCAAGGGAGUUCUGUCCUGUGUGUAGAGCUACAGGAUGAAUCUCACCUGGAAGAGAAGAAACCAGAAGAAAUAGUGGAUGAGAAAGAGGAUUUAGUGGUCACCUACUGUAAACAAGCAAAUGUGAUGCCUCAUGCAAGAUAUGACUGCAACGUGCACCCCUUCGAGAGAACAGAGUGUGACACUUGUUCCCCCCUCGGGACAAACAAUGUUAUUUGUGACCAGUGCUACUGCUACAUCUGUGACAAACCGGCUGCUGAGUGCCAGCACUGGACAACCCCUUCCCUGUGCCACUGCAAUGCCCACAACAAAAGCAGCUUCUGGAAGAGCCAGAGGAACCUUGCCUUGACUGGGGUGCUGGCCAUGUUCAACCUGGAGCUGCUGGACAUCGACACGGAGCUGCGGCACGGCGGAGAUCUCCUAGAAAAAUUUAUCAGGGAACUUUCUGUAGCAUAUAACAUGUACCUAAUAGGAGAAUGGAUAAGUCCCCCAGCACAGGAAUGCUUUUGUGUGCCAAAAUUGCCCCCUGGGCAGUGUGAUAGCUGCCGCUCACAGCACAUGGAGGUUGUGCACAAGUAUUCUGGUGUUUUCGAGCUGGUMGCAAGAUUUUUAAAUCAGGCAGAACAAGAAAGCCCCAAAGCUGCUGCUAUCAUGCUCCUGGGAGCAGCUAAACAGAUUGCCCUGCACAAAGACCCUGCUCUUCUUAGGAGCUGUCAGAACCUUGGGCACACUGCUUCCCUAAGGAUUGCUGUCCCAUUUCUGUUCCAAAGGAUCACAACCCGACUUCAGAGGAUGCUGGUUUUGUGUGACUUUCCAAAAACUCUGUAUGAAAAGUUUAUUCAGUUUUUUCAGUCCAUCUCCCUUCCCUGUCACUGUCAUGCUUUCACAAAUUGCUUGAAUGUUGUGCCCUGGGACCACAUGUUACUGACCACGGUUUUAAAAGGCCAGAACACCACAGGGCAGAGAAGGCUGAAAGGAAGGAAAAUGUACCUAUGGGAAGCACUCCCUGUAGUGGAAGCUCGAGUGGAGAAACUGCUGGAUAAAAAGAAGUAUAAGGAAGUUGUUCGUUACCUGAGAGCUGUGAAAUGUGAUGAUAACCAAAGACUCCGAGACCUUCGGGAUAUGAUCCCGUUCUACCUGUGCAAAACCGGRGAUUUCAUGGACGCUACCCAUUCGCUGCUAUUCCCUGUGAACAGCCUGGCCUGCUGCUCUGCCUGCAGGAUCACUCCCUGCCAGUUCAAGGUUUACCUCAAAAUAUUCCGGACAGGCUGUGUUCCCUCUGGGAAUGACAUAGUGGAGACAGGGCCCUGGGUUUCAGCUGGCACUCCCCUGAGGAGCAGUGUGCUAAUUAAGCAGGCACUCAAAGUGCUGUACAGCAGCAAGGCACUCUGCAGGAACGCCAAAUGUUGGAGCUCCUUCAUAAUGGUUUUGGGGAGUAGCAAUUUCCUGGAAAAGAGGGGGCACCUCCUUCCCUUGACCCUGGAAGAGCCCCCGCUCGCCUUCCAAGCGAAGGUGCUGGUUGCCAGCAACAGYGUUCUGGAGGAUCUCAAGGCCAGAGUUAAUGUCUCUUUACCACCUGCCCUUUUCUCUGCUCAGCUACACCAUGAGGCUUCUCUGAUCCUGGCCGUSCAAGCAGUGCAGCAGAUGCUUUGUUAUGACCUUUUCCACCUCACUUCCUUCCUAGAGAUAGUUCUGGCUUUUGGGAAAAACUUCUGGGCUCUGAGGAUGUUGCUGGAYCAACUUUCCUGUGAGGAUCACAUCCUCUGUGGCACUGCCAACCUGCUUUUGAGGGAUUUGAAUCGGGAGAAAGGCACAAUGCUGAGCGUGUGGCAGAACCUGGGCCCCAAGUAYGUGGGGGAUUUCGUGUGCCUGUUCCUGACCUGCAGACACCAGAGGAUGCAAUCUGUUGGCCUCUUCACCCUGAACAUCAUCAUCGACAACCUGCCUCUGUGUCCCUGGGCACAGCAGCUCUGCACCUUUUUCCGUGACUCGGGAUUGAAGCAGCUCCCUUUGGGCACUACAGUUCACCAYGAAGUUUCAAAGUUCAUCACUGCUUUUGAGAAACUGUAACUUGGAUAAAAUCCUCAGGAAUAUUUUCUGGUUGUUUUUCAUCAGGAACAAUCUCUUCCUGGAGUUUCUUGGGUUUGCUUUGGUAGCCACCUCCAGGAACAGCCAGCUGCAAACUGACUGCCCUGGCUUUGGAGUGGGCACAGAGCCACAUUUUGGGAGUUUCUUGCAGUUCCACAUAUUAAGGAGUUGUUGGAAGAGGCAGCAGGUUUSAAUUGUUUGGAGAAGCUGAUCCCCAGGGAAUGAGGGCAAGGAAACCUGGAUGGAGCAGAAACACCCAAAGGGUUUUCUUCCUGUUGGGACACAAAGCUGCUGAGAGGGAAAAGCUUAAACCACAAAACCAGGGAGUUUAAAACUCCCUCUGCAGCAGUUUAGGGUCAAGUGCUGUUUGCACACUUCUCAUUUUGGGAUGAAUUUUAAACCAAGAGCCAUUCUGGAGGCUGAAGGGGAAAACUGAGAUUUUCUUUCRUCAAACAAUCCCAGCAAGGGAGGCCUGGGACGGUGAUGAGCUGAGUUUAUUUGUAAUCAAUCCAGAUUCCAGGCUGGGCUUUUAUUUUCUGCUGAAAAUAGGAUGUAGAUUGGUGCUGRUGGCUCUGUGCAUUUCCCAGAUCCUAAUUCUGAGGGGAAUUUGGGUUCCCUCUGACUUGGGGAGGUGAAAGAAGUGUUUGGAGCCUGGUUUGGGUUCCCUGUCCCAUUGGGAUUCCUCUCUGCACUGCUUGGACAGGCAGGAAAACAAACCUUAAUAUGUGACCAGCUGUACUUUGCACAUUUCCAGGCGUUUGGGGGCUUUUGCAGCUCUUGAKAUCCRAGUUUUCUGUAAGAAAUGCACCUGRGCCUAAAUUUGACACCUUUUUAAUUAAAACUGUACAAGUUCUGUUGUUAC